AUGAUUGCAUGGAAUGGUAUAUUGUGCCUGAAUGAAAACUCCUCGAAUAUUCAUCGUUACCCGGACAUACCAGAGUCAGUAUAUGCACAUGCUCGUUUCCCUAUAGGGACAUGCUCCCGUUCAGUGGUACCUUCGAAGCCGAGAAGGAGGUUAGGAAUAGCGACAGUACACGGCGAUCUGCCACUGAAGAUUUUCGAUAAGGAGCAAUUGAAGCAGCGACAUGCUGCAGCUCUAUUAGCUAGUUGA
Messenger RNA from Haemonchus placei, 246 nucleotides. The record is from the annotation of a GenBank genome assembly. Lineage: Eukaryota; Metazoa; Nematoda; Chromadorea; Rhabditida; Trichostrongylidae.